AUGGCUAGGUUUCUGGCUUUUUUGCUUCUAGCGACUCUAACAGGUAGCCACAGUGCUGCCUGGCAGUUGGUCACAAAAGAUGCUCUUCCUUCAGACGACCUUUCCAAUAAAUGUAUCGAUGCUCUAGUAGCAAACAUAUCAUGCCCUCAACACAUCAGUACUUUCCCCAGUACAGACUACGUCUCUGCUUCUUCUUUGGAAGAGGCUUGUACAUCAGCCUGCCGAACUUCUCUGGCAGAAUAUACAGCUAGUCUCAAGAGUCAAUGCUCCGAGCAAGAUGUCGUUGUAUGGAAUCCGAACUCGGCUGAGCAUGAGCACGUUUCUGUUCUUGGAACCACGCUCUUCUACCACUUCAACCAAAAAUGCAUCAAAGAUGACCAGCGAUGGUGUAAUGUUUGGGCGCAUGAACAGUCUGGAGAUAAGGAAGAAAGCUCCGCCGAACCUUCAUCAACGACAGCUCGCGAGUGCGACAACUGUGCUAUCAAACAGAUGCAAUUACAAGCAGGAUCGCCAGAUGGCUACGAUCUACAGCCAGAUUACAAGUCUCUCACUGAAAAGUGCCAAAAGACGGGAUUCCCGCUUGCCACUACAGUCUCCAGCAAUAGUCCGACAUCAGUAUCAACGGCUAAGCCUCAGAGGACCUGUGACGGAGAUGAAUAUAUCAUCAAGGAGUCGGAUACCUGUAGAACUGUCUCCAGGUCGCUGAAUGUUGCAACAGCCCUUCUGCUGCGCGACAACGACUUGCAAGCCUUUUGCGCUGAUUUCCCAAGCGAGGGAAACAGACUGUGUAUUAAGAAUAAGUGCAACGUGCAUGUUGUUACAAACGAUGACACAUGCGCAAGCAUCGCCAAAGCAGCGCAGAUCAGCCAAGUGCAACUAUAUACAUGGAAUCCGAUUCUAGGCGAUGCUUGCAGAAACAUUGCCAACUCUGUCGGUGACACUGUUUGCCUCGAGCCUCCUGGCGAUGAAGAAUACACCCCUCUUAAAACUUCCACACUUGAAAGCACUACAUCGACUGCUGAACCAUCCGCUGCCCCAGUUCCAUCAGAUAUCGCAAACGGGACGACAAAGCACUGUGCUCAGUACUACCGAGUGGUGACUGGCGAUUACUGUAAUAAAGUUAUUGUCAAGUAUAGCAUUCCCCUUGAGGACUUCCUUUUCCUUAACCAGGGCGUUAACCAAAACUGUACAAACUUUUUUGCGAAGGAAAGUUACUGCAUUGAACCAGCCGGACCUAUCGAGAAGUACCGCGAUCACCCAGAUUAUGUUCCUCCAUUGGAGUCCGUUUCGGAGAUACCUUUUGAUUCACUUCCCGAGGCAACAUUUACUGUUCCAAGGAUAACAGAUCUGCCAAAAAAGCUUCCAUUGGCAGAGGAAACUCGCAAUGAUUGUUUCCUUUAUGCCGAUGGCUCUGAUCUUCAUUCGGACUCGUCGUGGCUAUUCGAUGUAUCCGAAUGCGAGAGACUUGUCCCGGUUUGGGGGAUCACCCUAGAAGAGCUGCAAAAUUGGAACCCCAGUCUCAACACAUCAUCGGAUAACUGUGAAAUGGACGUCAAGUACAGGUACUGCAUGAAAGCCCAUAGAGAAGACGCUCCAUCACCGGCGCCUGAAGACGACAGUACGGCACCAUCUGCAACUACCAAGUCAACUACAUCGAGCGCAAUCCCGUCAUCUACUGAACUCCCAAUUAGGGAUGGCGUUGUUGAAUCUUGUAAGGAGUACAAGCCGUUCCUCGCUCCACACACAUGUCAAGAUAUGUUGGAUGACAAUAGUAUCACCAUUAAAGAGUUCUACAAGUGGAACCCACCUGUGGGAGCUGAGUGUGGUAACCUUUGGCCCGGAUAUCGAUACUGCGUCAAAGCGUAG
Molecule: messenger RNA, 1866 nt
Organism: Fusarium venenatum
Lineage: Eukaryota; Fungi; Ascomycota; Sordariomycetes; Hypocreales; Nectriaceae
Source: RefSeq, a predicted model, not a curated record